UCAUGCUCUGGCAGGAUGGCCCAUCAGGUAACAUCAACCCCCCUUAUAAAUACCCCCCCCGGCUCCCAGCACAAGGGGGAUCUCGAACCCAAUACAAUACUCCUUCCCACUAACUUGAUCGUCGGAGGGGUCGGGCCGAGAUACCGACCCGACCUAUGUGCAGGUACCCGACCAUCGUCAACCCGGUUCGUCAAGGCGGAGCUCUCAAGCAAGACCCUCUGCAUCCGCCAUCUCAAGCCCUACAAAGGGAGACACGACCGAUCCCAGGCAUUUGGGGCCCUGAACCAGCCGCGUCAACCCCAAAGUCGCGGCCAGAACGUUAUUUACCGUAACACUGCCACUGGCCGCGUCGUCAACGUCUCCCGCCCUGGCCUCUCCCCCGGGCCCGACUUCAUCUCCGACGCCUCCAUUGCCGGGAGUCUCUCGCCUGCCCUCGGCGACCUCUUCUCCCUCCGGUUGCUCGAUCUCAGCAACCUCAAGCAGCUCGCCGGCCCCGUUCCACCCGCCCUCGGCCGCCUCUCCCGCCUUGAACACCUCCUCCUCGACUCCAACCAACUCACCGGCUGCAUCCCCUCCGCCUUCGCAAACCUCACCCGACUCCGGAAGCUCUCCCUCGGCAACAACCGCCUCUCCGGAUCGCUUCCCCCUUCCAUGUUCACCUCUCCAUUUCUUUCCGUGGUCUCUCUUUCCAACAACAGGCUAACCGGCGGCAUCCCGGCAUCCAUCGGGCGGGUACCUGCAAUGGAGGCACUAGACCUCCAUGGCAACCACCUCACCGGCUCCAUCCCCAUGGAGAUCGGAUUGCUGCGAAGGCUCACUGUUCUUGAUCUUUCAGAGAACAAGAUCUCCGGCGGCAUCCCCAGCUCCAUAGGCAAGCUCAAAAACCUGGUGGUUCUCUACUUGAACCAGAACCGCAUCACGGGAAGCAUUCCGCCUUCCAUCGCCGGUAUGGUCUCGCUGCAGUUCUGUAGGAUGUCGGAGAACCAGCUCACCGGGAGCAUCCCGGAUUCGAUCGGCGGCCUACCUAGCAUCGAGAGACUGAUACUGGAGAACAACAAGCUCACCGGUCAGCUGCCCGCCGCUAUAGGACGCCUCGCCACGCUCACGGACAUCUUCUUCUCCAACAACCGAUUUACCGGCAGGAUCCCUUCCAGCUUCGCCAACCUGGCCAAUCUGCAGACGUUAGACCUGUCGCGGAACCGCCUCGGUGGUCCAAUCCCCGCCGAGCUCUCCCGGCUGCGGAACCUCCAAGAGCUGGAUCUCUCCUUCAACUCCCUGAUGCACUUGGGCAGGCCGCCGAGCUGGCUCGGCCAGAUGAACAUAUUCAAGCUUGUCCUGGCGGACACAGGGAUCUCCGGUCCGCUGUCUGACUGGCUGUCGUCGGCGUCGUCCAUCUCGAUCCUCGACCUUUCCAGCAACGGACUGGUGGGGGAUCUCCCGCCGUGGAUCGGCAACAUGACCGGGCUCUCGUUGCUCAACCUCUCCAACAACACUCUGCAUUCGGGGAUCCCGGAGGGGUUCAAGAACCUGACGCUGCUGAUGGACCUGGACCUGCACUCCAACGAGCUGUACGGCCGGCUGCGGCCAGUGCUGGCGAAGGGGACGCAGGACCCCUUGGGGCACUACCGGACGCUGGAUCUGUCACGCAACCGGUUCACCGGGGGGCUUGACGAGGGCGUGGGGGAGCUGGCCGCGAUGGACACAGUAGAGAGGCUAGUGGUGUCGCACAACCCAGAGCUUGGCGGCGGGAUACCGGCGUCCAUGGCGAGGCUGGCGGCGCUGAAGGAGGUGGGGAUGGCGGGGAACGGGCUCUCCGGGAGCAUACCUGAGGGCGUGCUGGACCUCGCGCGACUGACCGAGUUCGAUGUGUCAGAUAACAGGCUCAGCGGUCGGAUACCGCGCCAUCGGGCUCCCUUGACGGCGGAGGGCUUCAGAGGAAACACGGGGCUCUGCAGCGCGCCUCUCCCGCCAUGCAAGCUGUGGUAACGAGCCAAAGUACACAGGAAGGAGUCUCAGAUUUAAUUUCCCGAUGUCAAGGUGACGGAGAACAAAACAAAACUUUCUUGUUUGACAAUUCAUGGAAACGUAAGAACGGCUUGCACUUUUUUCUUUUUCGUUUUUUGGAGUCCAAUUGUCUAUUAAGGUGAGGAAUCUUAAUAUAUCAAACUAUAUAAUAUAAUAUAAGGCUACAUACUUACAUAAUUUAUAGA
Messenger RNA from Musa acuminata AAA Group (dessert banana), 2210 nucleotides. Its product is annotated as probable leucine-rich repeat receptor-like protein kinase At1g35710. The coding region runs from base 16 to 1986 and encodes 656 amino acids. Gene Ontology annotation, molecular function: protein binding. The transcript has a single exon. NCBI's taxonomy places the organism in Eukaryota, Viridiplantae, Streptophyta, Magnoliopsida, Zingiberales, Musaceae. The record is from RefSeq and is a predicted model, not a curated record.